GAGUGAAAGAGUGUCGGAGCGGAUCUGACGAGUGUACAUGUGCGCAUAGUAAAGCGAGAGAAAAUGAAAGCUCUUUAAUUAUUAAUUACUCUUUUCAUGUUAUUACGCACAGAGGAUGCAGCUUGUACCAUUUUCCGGUUUUUAUGUAACGAAUAAAAGCAGUUAGGACAUGAUUUUAUAAGAAGUUAUGCAGCGUUGUUCAAGAUAGAUACGCGAUCUUUGUGAUGAAACAUUUUUACUCUAUUUUAGUCUUUUGAUUUUUCUUCAUUUUAAGUUGAAAUGGCUUUAGUAGUGUACCUGAGGACUGUCACGGAGCUUCGUGGAAAGGGGGACCGCAUCGCUAAAGUGACUUUCAGAGGUCUCUCCUUUUUCUCUCGGGUGCUGGAAAACUGCGAGGAUGAAGCUCGGUUUGAGCAGGCAUUCCGUUGGCCAAUCGGGAGUCAAGUGGAUGGUGACGAGAUGCUGGAGAUUCAAGUGUUUAAUUACAGCAAAGUCUUCACUAACAGGUUAAUUGGCACUUUCCGCAUGGUUCUGCAGAAGGUGGUGGAGGAGGGUCACUUGGAGGUGUCUGACACUCUUAUUGACGACAAUAACACAGCCAUACGGACAAGUAUUUCCAUAGAGAUCAAAUAUCAGACCAUGGACGGGAGUGUGAAGGUAUGGAGCGAUGGUGAAUUCCUUGAUAUUCCAGAUGACUGUGAUGGAACUUUCCAGUUUGAGACAGACAGUCUACUCUCUGGACGCAGCCAGAGCUCUGGGACAUCACCUGGACGUUCUAUCCACGGCAUUCCCACAUUCCGCAAGACAGGAAAAGGAGUGUUUUCAGCCAUGAAACUGGGCAAGACACGCGUCUCUAAAGAUGACCACAAAAAAGGAGAUGACGCUGCCAUUUUGGAUGCAGAAGAUCUGGAUCGAAAGGCCAUGCGUCUGGGCGGUGGACUCGACCCAGAUACCAUCUCACUGGCCUCUGUUACUGCAGUAACCACUAACGUCUCCAACAAAAGAUCAAAGCCUGACAUUAAGAUGGAGCCCAGUUCAGGGCGUCCUGUGGAUUAUCAGAUCAGUGUAACAGUAAUCGAGGCCCGUCAGUUGAUUGGUUUGAACAUGGAUCCUGUGGUUUGUGUGGAAAUUGGAGAGGAGAAGAAGUAUACAUCGAUGAAGGAGUCCACAAACUGCCCCUACUACAAUGAGUACUUUGUCUUUGACUUCCACGUGCCUCCAGAUGUCAUGUUUGACAAGAUCCUGAAGAUAUCAGUAAUACAUUCUAAAAACCUUCUACGAAGCGGUACUCUGGUGGGCACCUUCAAACUAGAUGUGGGAACUGUGUACUCACAACCUGAGCAUCAGUUCCACCACAAAUGGGCAAUGCUUUCGGACCCUGAUGACAUCACAGCCGGCUGCAAAGGUUACGUUAAGUGUGACAUUGCAGUCGUAGGAAAAGGAGACAACAUCAAGACUCCCCACAAGGCCAAUGAAACAGAUGAGGAUGACAUAGAGGGGAAUCUUCUCUUGCCGGAGGGUGUUCCAUCAGAAAGACAAUGGGCACGAUUUUAUGUCAAGAUUUAUAGAGCUGAGGGACUACCAAAAAUGAACACCAGCAUCAUGGCCAACAUGAAGAAAGCUUUUAUCGGGGAGAACAGGGACCUUGUGGACCCUUAUGUCCUGGUGCAGUUUGCAGGGCAGAAGGGUAAGACGUCAGUUCAGAAGAGCAGCUACGAGCCCAUCUGGAAUGAGCAAGUAAUCUUCACCGAGAUGUUCCCACCUUUGUGUAGGCGACUGAAAGUUCAGAUCCGUGAUUCAGACAAGGUGAAUGAUGUUGCCAUAGGAACCCAUUUCAUCGAUCUACGAAAGAUUGCAAAUGAUGGAGACAAAGGGUUCCUGCCCACUAUGGGCCCAGCCUGGGUGAAUAUGUAUGGUUCUACCCGUAACUACACCCUGAUGGAUGAGCACCAGGACCUAAACGAGGGGCUGGGGGAAGGUGUGUCCUUCAGGGCACGCCUCCUUAUUAGUAUCGCAGUGGAGAUCCUGGACACCUCUUCCACAGAAAUAAUGAGCUCUACUGAGGUACAAAUAGAGCAGGUGUCCAACAUGUCAGAGAGUGCCACAGGGAAGAUGGAGGAGUUUUUCCUUUUUGGGUCGUUCUUGGAGGCCACAAUGAUAGACAGAAAAAUUGGAGAUAAACCCAUCAGCUUUGAAGUCACUAUCGGUAACUAUGGUAACCAGAUUGAUGGAGUGAGCAAGCCUGCAUCAGCAAAGAAGAAGAAAGAGGGUGGAGGGGAGAGUGAAGAAGAGGAGACUGAGCUCAUCCAUAACUCCAGCGAUGAAGAGGCAGAGGAUGAUGGAGAUUUGACAUCUGUGCCAUCCACCCCUCCUAUGAAACCAGUUAUCACUGACAGAAAUUACUUCCACUUGCCUUACUUUGAAAAGAAACCCUGCAUUUACAUCAAGAGCUGGUGGCAAGACCAGAGGAGACGGCUCUACAACUCCAAUAUAAUGGACAAGAUUGCAGAUAAACUGGAGGAAGGUCUGAAUGAUGUUCAAGAAAUCAUAAAAACAGAGAAGGCAUAUCCAGAACGCAGACUUAGAGGUGUUUUAGAGGAGCUUAGCACAAGUUGCAGCCGAUUUGUUACACUGGCAAACAAAGAUCAGAAUCUGUCCGGAAGAACCAAGCUGGACAAAGAGAGGCUAAAGUCCUGCAUGAGAGAGUUGGAGAGCAUGGGUCAGCAGUCGAAGACUAUCCGCUCACAGGUGAAGAGAAACACGGUUCGAGACAAACUCAAGCUAGUGUUCAAUUUCCUUCACAGGCUUCGUUUCCUAGCAGAUGAGCCCCAGCACAGCAUCCCUGAUGUGUUCAUAUGGAUGAUUAGCAACAACAAACGCAUAGCGUACGCCCGCAUUCCCUCCAAAGACAUUCUCUACUCAAUUGUUGACGAAGAGAUGGGAAAAGACUGUGGGAAAGUUAAAGCUGUUUUUCUCAGGCUGCCUGGAAAGAAAGGCUUUGGGUCUGCUGGCUGGACAGUUCAGGCUAAACUGGAGAUGUAUUUGUGGCUGGGGAUGAACAAACAGAGGAAGGACUUCUUGAGUGGCCUCCCUAGCGGCUUUGAAGAGAGCAAGGCUAUGAAGGGAACAGGCAUACAAGCUGUUCCUCCCAUCAGCCUGGUUUAUAACAUGAAGCAGGUGUUUCAGCUGAGGGCCCAUAUGUAUCAGGCUCGCAGUCUGUUUGCUGCUGAUAGUAGCGGUCUGUCUGACCCAUUUGCAAGGGUUUUCUUCUCCACCCACAGCCAGGUGACAGAGGUCCUCAGUGAGACUCUUUGUCCUACGUGGGAUCAGUUGCUUGUGUUUGAUAAUGUUGAACUCUACGGUGAGGCUGGGGAACUCCGUGAUGAUCCACCAAUCAUUGUCAUUGAACUGUAUGACCAAGACACUGUGGGGAAAGCAGAGUUCAUUGGGCGAACAUUUGCAAAGCCACUAACUAAGAUGGUUGAUGAACACUACGGGCCCCCGCGGUUUCCCCCCCAGCUGGAGUACUAUCAGAUCUACAGAGGAAACUGCGCUGCAGGAGAUCUGUUGGCUGCUUUUGAACUACUGCAGAUUCCUUAUGAUGAUGAGGAGAUCAGGAGGGCUCUUAUUUCUGUCCAUGACUUUGCUGUACCUCAGAUCAAGAUUGGUCCAGCAGGGCGGGCAGCUCUUCCUCCAAUUGAUGGCCCGACUGAUUCCGACCGUGGGCCCCUUCUGCCUGUUCCAUUGGGCAUACGACCAGUUCUCAGCAGAUAUCGUAUAGAGGUCCUGUUCUGGGGUCUCAGGGACCUUAAAAGAAUCAAUCUGGCCCAGGUGGACAGGCCUCGUGUGGACAUCGAGUGUGCAGGGAAAGGAGUUCAGUCAGCCCUCAUUCAGAACUACAAGAAGAAUCCAAACUUCAGCACGUUAGUGAAGUGGUUUGAAGUGGAUCUGCCAGAAAAUGAGCUACUUCAUCCACCACUCAAUAUUCGGGUGGUGGACUGCAGGGCAUUCGGACGCUACACCUUGGUAGGGUCUCAUGCUGUGACCAGCCUUCGCAAGUUCAUCUACAGCCCCCCAGACAAGACUGCUAACAACUGGGCUCACACCGGUGCCGAACUUUGCAAGAUGAUGAUAUUGUACCACAAUAUGUCUAGACUGGCCAAUGGCUACAUGGCUCUCACGAAUGGGACAUCUCAUUCCCGCCCCCAUUCCCGUCCCAUUUCUCAUCCCUCAGGUGAUAUUGUGGUCAAUAUGGACCCUGAACCCAACAUUAAGAAGAUGGACACAGUUGUCAAGAUUGAUGCUACCACCGAUGCUGUUGUUAAAGUUGACUUGAAUGACGGUGAGAAGGAGAAAGAGAAAAAGAAAAAGAAGAAAAAGAAGGGAGAAGAAGUGGACGAGGAGGAGCCGGAUGAGAGCAUGUUGGACUGGUGGUCCAAAUACUUUGCCUCAAUAGAGACUAUGAUGGAGACUCUCAGAGCCCAGGAGGCCGCUUUGGCAGAGGCAGAGGAAAGAGAAGAUUUGGAGAUAGCAGCAGAGAGUGCAGAGAUCAAAGCUGAUGACUUUCCUAUGAAAGGCACCAAACCCAAGGAGAAGAACAAAGACAAGAAGAGCUCCAAGGACAAAAAGAAGAACCAUGACGGCACAGAAAAACGACCUCCAAAACCAAAAGUUGAUGAACUCAUGGUGUACAAUAAAGAGCUGGAGAGUGAGUUUGGUAGCUUUGAGGACUGGCUCCACACCUUCAACCUGUAUAGAGGAAAGGCUGGAGAUGAUAUUGACCACAACGUGGUUGAUGAUGACAGGAUUGUGGGCAGAUUCAAGGGCUCCCUCUGUAUGUAUAAACUUCCACUGUCUGAGGAGAUCACCAGGGAGGCAGGAUUUGACCCGAACAUGGGCAUGUUCCAAAGUAUUCCUCACAAUGACCCUAUCAAUGUUCUCAUAAGGAUUUAUAUCAUUAGAGCCACAGACCUGCAUCCUGCGGAUAUAAAUGGUAAAGCAGACCCUUAUAUAGUCAUUCGAUUGGGAAAGUCAGAGAUUCGGGACAAGGAGAGCUACAUAUCCAAGCAGCUAAAUCCUGUCUUUGGAAAGUCGUUCGACAUAGAGGCUACAUUCCCAAUGGAGUCCAUGCUGACGGUUGCAGUAUAUGACUGGGAUUUGGUGGGAACUGAUGACCUGAUUGGUGAGACUAAGAUCGAUUUGGAGAACCGAUACUACAGCAAACACAGAGCCACAUGUGGCAUUGCAUCUAACUACUCUGUCCAUGGUUACAAUGCAUGGCGUGACCCUCAGAAGCCAACUCAGAUCCUUGUUAAGUUGUGCAAAGAAGGUAAAUUGGACGGACCCCACUAUGGACCUGGUGGGAAGGUCAAAGUUGGAAACCGCAUCUUUCUUGGGUCAACAGAAAUUGAGGAUGAGAGUGGUCUGAAGAAGCAGACAGAAGAACACUUGGCUCUUACAGUUCUUAGGCAUUGGGAGGAGAUCCCACGUGUUGGUUGCAAACUCAUCCCUGAGCAUGUGGAGACCAGGCCCCUCCUCAACCCAGACAAGCCAGGCAUAGAGCAGGGAAGGAUUGAAAUGUGGGUGGACAUGUUUCCUAUGGAUGUACCAGCACCAGGACCAGCCAUUGACAUAUCACCACGUAAACCAAAGAGAUAUGAGCUCAGGGUGAUAAUAUGGAAUACUGACGAGGUAAUUCUGGAAGACGAUGAUUACUUCACAGGGGAAAAGUCCAGUGACAUUUUUGUGAGGGGCUGGCUAAAAGGACAGCAGGAGGAUAAACAGGACACAGACGUGCAUUAUCACUCUCUAACUGGGGAAGGAAACUUCAACUGGCGCUUUGUCUUCCCUUUUGACUAUCUCAUGGCUGAGGAGAAGAUAGUCAUCUCUAAGAAGGAAUCCAUGUUUUCCUGGGAUGAGACCGAGUACAAGAUUCCUGCUCGACUCACCCUUCAAGUAUGGGAUGCUGAUCAUUUCUCCGCAGAUGACUUCCUGGGUGCCAUUGAGCUGGACUUGAAUAAGUUUCCCCGUGGGGCAAAAACAGCUAAGCAGUGCUCUCUCGGCAUGGUUCUCAAAGAGCACGAGCUGCCAACCAUCUCCAUCUUUAAACAGAAAAGAGUGAAGGGCUGGUGGCCAUUUGUGGCCCGGGAUGAGAAUGAUGAAUUUGAGCUCACAGGGAAAGUGGAGGCAGAGCUCCAUCUAUUGACAGCGGAGGAGGCGGAGAAAAAUCCAGUCGGCCUUGGGCGGAAUGAACCUGAGCCACUUGAGAAACCAAAUCGUCCGACUACCAGCCUGUCGUGGUUGUUGAGUCCCAUACGGGUGACCUGCAUAAUGUGUUGGCGGCAGUAUAAGUUGGCAUCAGUGGUGACUCUGCUCAGCAUAACCGGACUGAUCUUUUUGGGCCUCCUGUUCUUUUCAUUACCUUCAGCUUUCAUCCAGAAGAUCUUCAACAUCUCUGGAUAAUUACCUGGUGCCAGCACAAAGCAGGUUAUUGAAACGGAUGGCAUCAUUAGCAUUGCUGAUUGAAUGCAAUUUAUUGCUAAUAUGACAUCAUUUGUCUGUUAAGAAUAUAAUUAAGAAUUAUUAAGAAUAUUAUUAAAAGGUGGUGUUUGGCACUUGACAAGAGACACUUACCCAUCAAAGGCUUUUUAUGGGAUGGAUGUUUCUUCAACUAUGAGCUCUUUUGCCAUUGGUUUAUUUGUCAUUGGUUUAAUUAUUUUGUCUAAUUACAAUGUAAUAGUGUCUAUACAUGCAUCACAGGAAAAUUCUGUCAUUUUAGGCAUUUGUUUCUGAAAGUCAUGAACAGUGUUGGGGAAAGUUACUUUUAAAAGUAAUGCAUUACAAUAUUGUGUUACUCCCUAAAAAAAGUAACUAAUUACGUUAAUUACUUUUAUGGAAAGUAAUGCGUUACAUUACUUUUGUGUUACUUUUGCGUUACUUUUUAAAUAUGAGCAGGCCUUGAUUGUUUUUAAUAUAAGAAUUUCUAUUUAUAGCAAAUGUAAAAGCCCUUUCACACCAAAAAGUGUAAUGAAUAAACCGCAGGCUGAAGGAAAAGUAAAUUCAAGUCUGUACAGUAGAACACAGGAGAAGAAGGUUCAACACUCUUCAGCAACAAAAAAAAAAACAAUGAAGCACAAUUGUUAGUUUAUCUAAAGUUAUUUUUGCUUAUUAGUAUGGUUGAACUGGAUCAUCAAAAGUCAGCAGCAACGACAUUGGUUAAUAAAAUGGGAUUAGAUAUAUUUGUGUUAUUUAACAUAUUUAAUUAUUGCAGGUUUGCUCAUAUUCUGAAUUUGCAUUUCACUGUUUUAAUUCAUUUUGAUUCUGUAUUUUUGUGAGUGGGAUGAAUUAAUGCACAUUCACAUUUAGUCUGAGAACUACAGAAACAUCAUGUUCACACAGCGCACACAACGCCUCUGUUCUUCUGAUUUCUCCCAAUAUGGGGACAAGAGACUUGUCAGUCAAUAAAUGGGAAAACAAAGUAACUUGCGUUACGUUUUUGAAAAAGUAACUCAGAUAUUUUCUUGUAAAAUAAAAAGUAAUGCGUUACUUUACUAGUUACUUGAAAAAAGUAAUAUGAUUACGUAACUCGCGUUACUUGUAAUGCGUUACCCCCAACACUGGUCAUGAACAUAUCUACCACAUUUCAACCUAGGCACAGUAUUGUGACAAUAUUCUGUGCUAAAACUGAUUACAUUUUAAACAUUUUAACAGAAUAAAAUGGUCGACCUCAUUGUGUUGCUAAAUCAAAUUUCAUAGUUAUAUAAUAGCUAUUGUCAUGCUAUUUGCAUGUAAUUUUACAAAAUUACAGCUUGAUUGGAAAUGUCACACAAAAAGAGACUUUUGACCUGGAUUUUUCAAUGUUUAAUGUUGAAAUUUGCUAGUUUUAAUAAAACUACCCCAGAGACAUUAAAGUGCCUAGUAGAUGAACACUUUUAUAUAUUUUUAUACUUUAAUUUGAGUAAGAAUGUAUCUUAAAUAAUUUCUUCACUAUUGUUAUUUUUAUAAUAUUGUGGCUGAAAUUAAAAUAUUUCUU
Molecule: messenger RNA, 8032 nt
Organism: Onychostoma macrolepis
Lineage: Eukaryota; Metazoa; Chordata; Actinopteri; Cypriniformes; Cyprinidae
Gene: otofa
Product: otoferlin a
Exons: 48
Coding region: 280-6462 (2060 amino acids)
Biological process (GO): synaptic vesicle priming; plasma membrane organization
Cellular component (GO): presynaptic active zone membrane; synaptic vesicle membrane
Molecular function (GO): AP-2 adaptor complex binding; calcium ion binding
Source: RefSeq, a predicted model, not a curated record